This is a messenger RNA of Salvelinus sp. IW2-2015, 1329 nucleotides long. RefSeq names its product protein cornichon homolog 3-like. Lineage: Eukaryota; Metazoa; Chordata; Actinopteri; Salmoniformes; Salmonidae. Gene Ontology annotation, biological process: endoplasmic reticulum to Golgi vesicle-mediated transport; regulation of AMPA receptor activity. Gene Ontology annotation, cellular component: synapse; endoplasmic reticulum membrane; dendrite. The record is from RefSeq and is a predicted model, not a curated record.
CCAGGAUUGUUGGGGAGAUACCAUCACAUAGUAGCCGACAAGAUUCUCUUUAGUCACUGUAUGGAUGACAUUUAUCUGUCAAAAGCAGUAUUCCUAUCCUGGAUGCUUUUGUGCAUAUUUUGGAUCUCUUGAUAUCAAUUUCAAGACAUCGCUUGGAAUUUGCUAUUGUGUAACAAUGUCUGUCCGUUUUCACCAUGUCGAGUACACUGGUCUAAUUUCCAAUUAAAACAUUUAGCGGCAACACGUUUGGACUUCAAAGUGAGACCGCGGACGAGCGUUUCGUUGGACGUUCUGCAACAAUUUGUUGCAACAUUCAGGGCAAAGUGAUGGUGUCGUUAUCACUUUGGUUUGCCAUGSCAACAUAAUCAUAAAAAUAAAAAAAAUCAGCCGAGUCCUCUUUUGGGAGAUAUUCCUCGUGGUAUACAAUUAUGUUCACUUUCGCUGCCUUCUGCUAUAUGCUGUCGCUGGUCCUCUGUGCUUCUCUGAUCUUCUUUGCGAUAUGGCAUAUAACAGCCUUUGAUGAGCUGCAGGCAGACUUUAAGGUCCCCAUCGAUCAGGGCAAUCCACUCCAUGCGAGAGAGCGACUCCGGAACAUUGAGAGGAUCUGCUGCCUGCUGAGAAAGUUGGUGCUUCCAGAGUAUUCUAUCCAUGGGCUGUUCUGUAUCAUGUUCCUGUGUGCCCAGGAGUGGCUGACAGUAGGCCUCAACAUCCCCCUCCUCUUCUACAACACAUGGAGGUACUUCCACAGCCCCACAGACACUAAGGAGCUCCUCUACGACCCAGCCUCGGUCAUGAACGGAGACACGCUCAAGUUCUGCCAAAAAGAGGCCUGGUGCAAGAUGUCCUUCUUCGUCCUCUCCUUCUUCUACUAUCUCUACUGUAUGGUCUACUCCUUGGUCACCUCAUAACAGCAGAACUCUCUGUAUUUGAGCCACCCUCCGGAUAUCAGAGACUGAUUUCUGGAAUAUGAGUUAGCUAGCGCAAACAACAACUUUGGAGCAAAAAAGAGCACUUUGUGUCACAGCUUUUCUGUUUCAUGAGAAGAAGGACCGUUGUUGAGUCUGGGCUGUGCUGGUCUGGAGGAAAAGGACGGGUUUCAGCACCAGUCCCCAUCGUCUCCUCAUGUAACGAGACCUUACUGUUUACAGUACUCUGUAGGUCAACAGCCCAUGAUGAGUCACAGCGACCACCAUAUCUACUUUUGUCUGUCACUGCCUGGCCAAUGUUUGUACUCACAGCCUGUCCUGGAGAAGUACAGUAGCAUCACCACUACCAUAGUAGGACACAGUAGUGUUUUUUUUUCUUUUUUAGGGGGUGGAUCAGCUUUAA